Messenger RNA from Salarias fasciatus (jewelled blenny), 8701 nucleotides. Its product is annotated as myomegalin. The transcript has 39 exons. Gene Ontology annotation, biological process: centrosome cycle; regulation of Golgi organization; positive regulation of microtubule nucleation. Gene Ontology annotation, molecular function: molecular adaptor activity; zinc ion binding. The record is from RefSeq and is a predicted model, not a curated record. Bases 677 to 7927 code for a protein of 2416 amino acids. NCBI's taxonomy places the organism in Eukaryota, Metazoa, Chordata, Actinopteri, Blenniiformes, Blenniidae. Gene Ontology annotation, cellular component: centrosome; Golgi apparatus; nucleus.
AGCGCUCGCUGUGCGGGGCAGAGCUCGGCCGCUCCCCAUCAGCCUCAGCCAGUCGGUGUCAGCCCUCCUCCGUCUCCUGCUCCCCGACGCCGGACACCGACAGCCGCGCUGGAUUCAGAGGAUCGUCCCGUAUCUCCGGCGGAUCGUGAUCACCCCACCCAGAUCAUCACGAAACCCCCGCGCGCUUGUGCGCUGCGACUCGUGCGUUCGUGACAGCCGACUGAUGGUGCAGAGGCACGUGCGACGGCGUUUUUUUAAGGGAGGAAAAGCGAAGGCUGCGCUUGAUAUUUUUGGACAUCGUGAUUAUUUUCUAAAAUAUGACCCACCGCACGGAAUGAAUGGACACAACAUGAUGCGCGUGCGCCAUGUUCCCGAUGCACCUGCAGCUCCUGCGAAUGGAGGCUGAUCCCGAGAUGAUGGAUAUUCACUAAGUAGCCACAUUAUGCGUUAAUCUGCGUUUUUUAACUUGCCAAAAGAACACGUGCAACCAUCUUUUACAAGCCUUUGUCUCGUCUACCUCAUCUUUGUGAUGUUUUUGUCAAGAUUCAUACCAGGAAGCACAUUUAAUAUCUGCAUUCUGCUGUGACGAAGCUGGACUUUUUUCAAAUAUUUUUUAAGAGGUCAGAUUCAUAAGAUAGAUUUGGAUCCUUAAACAAGGUCAGCGUGACACUCCUUGAUGGUUUUAAUCCUUGAUCUCAAGAUGAAGGAGGCGUGCCGCAUCUGUGGACGUGAGCUCUGUGGGAACCAGCGGCGAUGGAUCUUCCACCCCACCGCCAAGCUCAACCUGCAGGUGCUGCUGUCCCACGCCCUGGGCCAAGACCUGACCCGGGACGGCAGAGGGGAGUUCGCCUGCUCCAAGUGCACCUUCAUGCUGGACCGCAUGUACCGCUUUGACACCGUCAUCGCCCGCGUGGAGGCUCUGUCCAUCGAGAGGCUGCAGAGGCUCCUCCAGGAGAAGCACCGGCUCAGGCAGUGCAUCGGCGGGCUCUACCGGAAGACCAACCAGGAGGACGCCGCUGUGACUCUGACUGGAGCCGACAACGGGUCGGGAGAUGGCAUGGUGGAUAUUUCAGGUCUAACUCAUGCCAAGUACUGCGCCCUUCUCCAGGAGGACCUGGUCUACUCUCUGUAUGAGUCCUGGGCUGAAGACAGCCUGGACUGCCACCAUCACCACCACCCUCAGUGUCCGACAGGCCCAGGGUCAGAGGUCACAGGCUCACACCGCUGUGCUCCCAGCACUCCCCGGAGGUGCCGCGGCUGUUCCCACUUGCGAGUGGCGGACUCCGACUAUGAAGCGGUCUGCAAGGUGCCCAGGAAGUUGGCACGGAGCAUCUCGUGUGGGCCGUCAACCAGAUAUUCGGCCAGUGUUAUCGGAGGGAGCAUGGCUGAAGGAGGCGCAGGUGGAGACGGCAAAGAUGUGGAAGAUUCAGACGAGCCCCCCUCUUCUCUGACUCUGGUUCCGGGGUCUCAGGACCCCUCGGGGACAUCAGACAGCGAUCGAACCCUGGCUGGCCGAGUUAGCUCCAGCCCGUCUUUGGCUUCCCUGGAGACGACUGAGGAAUACAUUCAAUCCAGCACCAUAACAGAUGGCCUGCUGAGUUCCCCCAAGGAGCCAUUAGAAGACCGGAUAUCUGACUCCCUGUUUGAGGAGCCCAUCCUAGACCCUCACGGCAAAGCCUCGCCUGGACCCAGCCUCUCUUUGGCUGUCUGCUUGUUGCAGAGUUACAAUGUUUACCGGCCGGUCCGCAGCGCUAAAGGAAGCAAGCUGCCAGUCUUGCACCGGAGAAGCCCCAGUAACGCAGGCGCCAGGCCGAGCUUCCCCGACCCUGUCCUGGGGAUGUCCUACGGGACCCCAGAUUGUGAAAGAGACGCCCACUUACUGACACCGGAGCUGGAAACUCCACUUAUCAGGCUGAGCGCUGAUGUGGAUCCAGAUCUGAGACUGGCUGAGGUGGAGGAUUUGAAAGAUUUGUACAAAGAGUAUCCUCCCCCGCCUCCCCACCAGAGCCUUGUUGAAGAGCAGCAGAGCCAGCUGAACCAGUACGAGUGUGCGGCCGGGCAGUGUGUCAGUGAGCUGCAGAAGGCUCAGCUGCAGGUUCAAUCCCUGCAGGUCAAGAUCCACGAGAGCGAGGCCAACAAUAUGAAGCUGCAGGAGAAGCUGAACGAGAUGGAGUGUGAGCUGCGAUCGCUCCGUCAAGCCUCUCAGAGUCAGGAGAGAACCAUCCAGGGCCUGACCGAGUCCAUCAGCACCAAGGACAGCGAGGCGCAGGAGCUGUACCAGCUGAUCGAAGGGCAGAACACCACCCUGUGUAAACUACAAGAACUGGCUCAUCGUAACCAGCUCUCUCAGUGCAAGACUCCAGCGGGGGUCAGCGAGUCCUUGGUGCUGGCGCAGCUGCAGGGUGAGCUGGUGGGAGUGCAGAGCUCGCUGUUCUCCCUGGGCCUGGAGCUGGAGGCCAGCCAGAGGAGUCUGAGGCAGAGCCAGAGGCAGGGAGACGACCUGCUGAGCUUCAAGGAUCGGCUCAACUCCGACCUCCAGGAGGCCCUGCAGCACCGGGAGGUCACCGAGAAGCACAACCAGGACCUGCGCUGCGCCCUGCAGAAGAUCCGCUCCGAGCUGGAGGCCAAAGAAGCGGCUCUGAAAGAGAGCGAAGCGGAGAGAUACGCCGUGGUGCAGGAGAAAGACCGCAGCAUCACGCAGCUCAGGCGCUCUCUGCAGGACAAGGAGCAGCAGUUGCAGGACUACUCGGAGAUGCUGGAUUCAGCAGGAAGCACCAAACCCAGAGAUACUCUGCUGGACAAGCUGAGGGAGCGCAUUAAAGACCGAGACAGAGCUCUGGAGCGCUCUAUCGAUGACAAGUUCCGGUGUUUGGAGGAGCAGGAGAGUCAGGUGAGGGGGCUGCAGCUCGCCCUGAGGGAGAAGGAGCGAGAUCUGGAGAGGCUGCGCUGCAUCCUGGCCAACAACGAGGAGACCAUCACGAGUCUUGACGGUUUGAUGCGGGGUAAAGAGCUGGAGCUGGAGCAGGCUGCAGAGGCCUACAGGAACCUCCAGUGGCAGAAGCAGCAGAGCGAGGCGAAGGAGAGGAACGCUCUGCGGGAGAAGGACGCCAUCAUCGCCCAGCUGCAGGCAGCCCUGCAGACACGCAGCCAGGAGACACAGGAUCUGACGGCCGCCCUCAUCGCCCGGGUUCAGGCCAGUCCCUCUGAGGUGGUGGAGGAGCUGAAGGCUCGGCUGGCUCUGAAGGAGAAGCUCUUCCAGGAGCUGCUGUCGGACCGCAGCCGGCAGUCCGACGAGCAUCAAGCGCAGAUCAACGACCUGCUCAACACCCUCGGCUCCAAGGAUCAGUAUCUGCAGGACUACUCCUACCGGCUCUCCUUAGUGAUCGACGAGCGGACCGGCCAGCUGCAGGAGCUGCGCAGGCUGCUGUCCCAGCGAGAGCAGGAGCUGAGCCAGCUGAGGCGGGACCGGGAGAGAGAGACCGGCGCCGAGAAUCUGCUCAAAGAGAAGGAAGCUCUCAUCAAGGAGCUGAUGCAGACUCGGAAAGAGGCCGUGCAGCCGCUUUCAGAGGACGGCGAGGCUGAGAUGAGGGCCCUGCAGGAGGAGAUGCAGCUGGUGCUGAAAAGGGAGAAAGAGACUCAGAAGGAGCUCUCUGCACUGCGCUCGUCUCUGGCUCAUCAGCAGUCAGGAGGCGCCUCGACAGAAGCUGCUGAUCAUCACUGUGUUCUGGAGCAGCUGGUGUUCGAGUACAACCAGCUGAACGACGCGCUGAGGGCAGAGAAGAGAUUGUACCAGAAUCUCACUCAGAUUCAUAAGAGUGACAGCAGCUCAGAGAAGAUCCUGGCCCUCCACACAGAGUUAGAUUCGGUUCAGGCGCUCCGCGGACAGCUGGACGAGGUCCUGGCUCGGACCCGUAGCCUGGCCCUGACGCUGGACAGGGCGGCCAAAAGACGGGCCGACUUUGGAGAGCUCAGCACUGAGGAGGAGGAGGAGGAUGAGGAGGAGGAAGGAGACAACGAGGAUGGCAGCAGCGACGAGUUCACGGACAGCAUCGAGGAUGACGAGGAUAACGCGGCUGCCAGAAGUUUGAGCUCCAACCAGGCCGGUGGAGCGGAGGGCGUGGCCGGCGGCCUGGUGAGGAGGGCGCUGUCUCAGAGGGCUGAGGUCAAGCAGCUGGAAGACGCCAACAGAACCCUGGAAGUGGAGCUCGGGGAGAUCAAGUCCCAGCUGGAGAAGGAUGGCUACACCUCUGUGGCCCAGAUGAGGAGCGCCCUGCACAGGCUGCAGCAGGAGUACGAGGCUUUGAGGGAAAGCCGGGAACGGGCCGAGGAGGAUUACGAGAGCCUGAAUCAAGACGACCAGGAUGAAGAGGAGGAGGAGGAGGAGGAGGAGGAUACUGAAGAGGAAGAUGAGGAGGAGGAAGAGGAGGAAUUAUGUCCAGUGGCAGUGGGGAAGCGAGGCCCUCCGUCGGUCUGUCUGAGCGAUGAGCCGGGGAAGAGGCACUGCAUGAGGCCGUGCUCUCUGGACCUGAGGACCAGCGCGCCUCACCUCCACCAGCCCCAGACGGAGGCGGGACCGGCCGGCGACGGCGGCGAGCUGGGAGCGCUCUGGCGGGACAUGGACGAGGGUCUGCGUGAGCAGUCGGCCCGUCUGCGCUCCAAUCUGGCCCUGAGCCACCAGGAGAACCGGGAGCUGCAGGAGCGGCUGAUGGUGUCCGAGGCCACGGUGCACGCUCAGGCCGAGCAGCUGAAGGACUACAGGGACCUGCUGACAGCGGAGACUUCCGUCCAGCAGGCCAGCAAGCAGGUGCAGGUGGACCUCCAGGAUCUGGGCUAUGAGACCUGCGGCCGCAGCGAGAACGAGGCGGAGCGGGAAGACACCAGCAGCCCGGAGUUUGACGACCUGGAGAUGUGCACGUCGCUGUCCCACCAUCAGGACGGCGAGGCGACGGGCGGCGGCUGGUACGGCGGCGGCAGCAGCAGCAGCAGUAACCGAGGGACGCUGGAGGAGUCGGCGUCCCUCCAGCACCUGGUCCAGGACCUCCGCGCUCAGCUGACCCGCUGCCACAAAGUGAUCCGCGGCCUGCAGCUGCGCGUGCGCUCCCUGUCCACCACCAGCGACUACGCCUCCAGCCUCGAGCGCACGCCCCGAAAGGUGAACUGGGCCUUCCAGACCUCGCCGGCCCCCAGCGCCCUGGAGGAGGACGAAGGCUGGAUGUCUGACACUCAGGCCGUUCGCUCUGAAUCCAAACCCAGCGCGGAGCUGCAGGAGCUGGUGGCGCGAGUCGCCUCCCUGGAGGCUCAGCUGAGCAGCAGCGGCAGCAAAGACCAAGCAGAGGAGGGGAAAUGUGCCACCUGGCCCGGGAAGUACAGCACUCUGAUCCAGACUCAAGCUCGUGAGCUGUCCCACCUGCGGCAGAGGAUGAGAGAGGGCCAGGGAGUCGGACACAUCCUGACCCAACACCUUGGAGACACCACCAAGGCCUUUGAGGAGCUGCUGCGGGCCAACGACAUUGAUUACUACAUGGGUCAGAGCUUCAGGGAGCAGCUGGCUCAGAGCUCGGCGCUGGCACAGAGAGUGCUCACCAAGAUCAGUGGACGAGAACGAACAGAGAGCCACGAUGAUAAGACGGGACACGAGUUACUGGCCCUGCGGCUGAGCAAAGAGCUGCAGCAGAAGGAUAAAAUCAUCGAGUCGCUCCACAUGAAGCUGCAGCAGCGUCCCGAGACGCCGUCCAGCUGCCACGCCCUCUCCGAGACCACCGACCACUCGGACAGGACCUCCCUGGUGUCCGACGAGUACCAAACCACCGAGGAUGUGGAGCUGUGCUCGGAUCUGGACUCCAGAGAAUACCAGGAGGAGCAGCGGCUGCAGGAGCCAGGACUGGGACCGGGACCGGGACCAGAACCCAACGUCUGUCCCUCUGUCCCCUGCCCUCAUGGCGUCCUCAAGUCUUCCAGCAGCUGUCCCAACAUGCUUUGCUCUGCCAGUGUGGCUUCCGCCCCUCGUCCCUGCAGAGGUUACGACAAGGCUCUGUUCACCCUCCCUCCCCCGCCCCACAACCAGCACGAUCUCUCAGGCUACAGCCACAUAUCCCAUCAUGCCUUUCAACAGUACCAGCCGGGCGGCAUCGCCGACAGCCACUCCAUGAAGUCCGACCCGGGCCUGUUGGCCGGGGGGCCUUUGUGGGACGUGGAGAGCUUAGUUCAGCCGAAUGUGAGCUUUUCUGCUCCGUCUGGACAUCAAGCGAGCGGAAGCCAAGCAGGGGUGAAUCUGAUAGAGGAGCACCUGCGGGAGGUGAAGUGUCUCCGGCAGCGUCUGGAAGAGUCCAUCAGGACCAAUGAGAGGCUUCGGCAGCAGCUGGAGGAGAAGCUGGCCAACACCACGCGUGAUGGAGGGGCGCCAACAAACAUCUACAUCCAGGGUUUGGACACCGUCACUCAACUGUCCAACGAGAUCCGGAUCCUGAAGGAAGAAAAUGUGGCUCUGCAGUCUCGCCUGCAGGCCAGCUCAGACACAGGCGAGGAGGUGGCGCAGCUGCGGGAGGCGGUGUUCACAGCGCGGGCCCGGCUGAAGCAGUCCGAGCUGGAGGCCGAGCAGUGGAAGGAGGAGCUGAGGAGACUGCAGGCUCACAGCCAGGAGCAGGGCCAGCAGAUCCACUCCCUGAGGCAGGAGCGACAGGCCGGCCAGGAGAAAACCAACAGGCUUCAGCACGAGGUGUCCCUGCUGCAGCAGCAGCUCUGUGAGAGCAGAGACCUCAUCCACUCGCUGCAGAGCGAGCUGCACGUCUACGAUCGAGUGUGUUCCAGCACAAGCGCCAGCAAAGGCUACCUGUGCGAGGUGCCGGGCCUGCCGCUGGAGCUGGCCGAGCUGCUGGGGGAGGUGCGGAGUCUGCGAGCCCAGCUGCAGAGCAGCGUCCAGGAGAACAGCGCCCUCAAGCAGCUGGAGCUCCACAAGCAGCUGGAGCAGAAGCUGGGGGGCGGCGGCUCCCCCCGCACGCCGUCCCUCUGCGCCCUCACUGCCAGCCCGCAGAGGGAGAGCUUCUACCGGCGCCAGCUGAUUCACGACCCAGCUCCGUCUCCUCCAGUCAGGGACAUUGGUCUGUUUAACUGUGGAUCUCCCGGUCCCCCCUACUCAGACCUGGACGACAGCCAUAGCACUGCCAAUGACCCCCUGGACCCCCACUCUGAGCUGGAGGGGGAGGCCCCCGACGGAUCGUACGCCAACCGCAACGGUCGCCACGCCAUCGGCCACGUGGACGACUUCAGCGCGCUGCAGCAGCAGGUCCUGGAGGGCCGCAGUCUCGUCCAGCACAUGGAGACCACCCUGCAGGCCUGCCUGAGCCCGCCGCUGCUGGAGGACUGCCAGAGGCAGGGCGGCGAGCCGCUCCUGGACUACGCGUGCGUGAAGAGUCUCCUGUCCAACACCAAGACUCUGAGGCAGAUCCUGGAGGAGGCCUUGUCUCUGCUCAAGAUGUUCUGGAGAGCGGCGCUUCCCAGCACCGACCCCUCUGUUCACAACCUCAAGAAGGAGCAGUGCAUGCAAGAGGAGAUCUUGUCCCUGAAGCUGCGGAUUUCCGAGCAGGAGGAAGUCCUGAAGGGGACGAUCCAGAGACUGAGGAGCACCAGCCGCACCAAGGAGAGCAUGGAGCACUUCAUAGUCAGCCAGCUGUCAAGGACUCGUGAUGUGCUGAAGAAAGCCAGGACGAACUUGGAGAAGAACGAGCAGAGGCUCUCCUCUCUCAGCUCCUCCUCUUCCUCUCCCGAUGCCGGUGAGGACUCAGGAGGUGCUGCCGGAGACCGGCCUGCUGAUCGCGGUCACCUGAAGGACGGCGGGGCUCUGGGGGCCUCCUGGGCUCCAGGGGUCUCCGGGUCUGCAGCCAUUCGGCCCCCGGCAGCGAGGAAACGCAGCAGCGAAUACCUUCUUUAGAUUUUUUGAAGAAACCAGCCUCAACGCUACGACCUCUGACCUCUUUGCCCAAACAAGCCAAGAACCCCUCCCCCCUCCCCCCUCUCCCCCCUGCUCACCAGCCUGCCCUCCACCAUCUCAGCCACCUCCUCCGGGCAAUACGUGCACAGUGUAAGCUGCACCUCCAGCCUUACCGGGCUCUCUCCCCCCACCGCGUUUGUCUUUGAGUGACUCACUGUGGCGUCGCGUGACAGAAGAAGGUGUUUGAAAUGUGACUCUGGUGGUCUCGUUGAGGUGCGUCCCACUGAACGGAGCGGGUUCCAGAUGCAGCCGGACGCCGAUGUGGGCGGAGUUAACGAAGGGAAACAAACCCAGACGUCUGAAUGUGUUUCGCGUCAGUACGUACCUUCGUUCCGCCGCCGCCGCCGCGUCGGCGUCUGAAAGCAUCGUCUCCCGAAACAACCAGGCAGCCUGUGGACGACAGGGAUGGUCAUGCAAGUUGAAAAUGGCUCGUGGGAGGAAUUCAGCACGGACACACGCGCGGGCAUAUCAGUGUUUUACGUGUGUGUGUGUGUGUGUGUGUGUGUGUGUGAUCGAACACGGCUCACUCAAGGACAAGACUGCCUCAACUCUGACUGCCACAGAAAUGCAACGUGGCACAUUUUGAAAAACAAGGACAUCUUUUUGCAAAAGCAAUGCAAAGAAGGAAAAAAAAAAAAAAAACGACACCUACAAUGUAUUCUUAGAUACGUGGAGGAAUGUGCAGUCGGCAGGGGAGAACUGCUGAGUAGUUGU